AUGGCAGGGGUGUUGCAGCUGGCAUCGUUCUGCGUGGCGCUUCUUUCCACCCUCCUCCUCAUCGCGGCUACUUGGACGGACUGCUGGAUGGUGAACGCGGACGACAGUCUAGAGGUCAGUCAUAGAUGCCGGGGGCUCUGGAGGGAGUGUGUUACCAACAUGCAAGAUGGCGUCAAGACCUGUGACCAGUACGACUCCAUACUCGGGGAACACCCACUGAAGAUAGUAGCGACCCGGGCAUUGCUAAUCACAGCUGACGUCCUCUCUGGAUUUGCCCUGAUCUUGAUGGUGUUGGGCCUUGAUUGCGUCAAGGUUCUCAAGGAUGAGCCACAAGUCAAGCUGAAGAUGCGCUCCUUCUCGGGACUGGUGCUUGGAGUGGGAAGUGUCCUAGGGCUGGUGGGCUCGGUCUGGUAUGCCAUCGACGUGUACAUGGAGAGGGCCACGCUCCUGCUGCACGGCAUUUUCCUGGGUGUCCAUUAUGAUUUCGGCUGGUCUUGCUGGUUGGGAAUGGCCGGUGCCGCGGGAUGCUUGGCGGCCUCCGUUGCCUUGACCUGCUGCCUUUACGCCCUCACAGGUGCUGGCCCUUCCAGGAGAUCUCAGCGCCCUGUGCACCAUUCACGUAUAGUCACUUGCAAGAUGUAUGCUUUUGCUUCCCGAGUUUGAUGCAGAUGCCAAGGAGCGGAGUGGAGAGGACUUCCAGGCUCACACUAUAGUUUUUGUUAAUAUCUACUGGCUUUGGAGGGAAGAUGGGAUGCUUAGUUUGGGGUUUACCUGUACCACA
This is a messenger RNA of Pogona vitticeps (central bearded dragon), 781 nucleotides long. RefSeq names its product claudin-16-like. Gene Ontology annotation, molecular function: structural molecule activity. The record is from RefSeq and is a predicted model, not a curated record. Gene Ontology annotation, cellular component: bicellular tight junction; membrane. Lineage: Eukaryota; Metazoa; Chordata; Lepidosauria; Squamata; Agamidae.